CUCCCAGCAAACGCAACAACCGCCAAAAUGACCACAACCACAACCGAUGUCAUUGCCUCACCCUUCACCCUCCUCCGCGCCGUCCUCACCCGCAUCAUCACACUCGUGGGCGAUGUCUUUUACCUUCUCGUCAGCAUCUUCCAGCGCGCGACGGGCCUGGCUGAGGAUACGGCUGAGUUGUUGUUGCGCAACUUCAUCGCCCUACUCCUCAUAGCAGGCAUCGUGCUCGGGUGGCUCGCGUUCGUGGAGCGUCAGCAGCAACGCCAGGGCGGUCCAGUGGGUCCCAUAACGAGGACUGGAACCGGCCUUGUCGAAAGCGUACAGCAGGUUGUGGGACAAGGGAAGAAAAACGUGCAACAGGCUGUGGAGAAGGGUAAGAAGAAGGCUUGA
Molecule: messenger RNA, 390 nt
Organism: Aplosporella prunicola CBS 121167
Lineage: Eukaryota; Fungi; Ascomycota; Dothideomycetes; Botryosphaeriales; Aplosporellaceae
Exons: 2
Coding region: 28-390 (120 amino acids)
Source: RefSeq, a predicted model, not a curated record